CCAAAAGAAAGCAUGGGGCAAACCGCGGCCUGCCCUUCAAGCACCAUCCAACUUGCUGGCCAAUUGGGGCGUUGUGGCCUGCCUUGCAUCUCAGUGCUGUUUGUUCACAUAAUUGGAGGGACGACCCGAUAAAAUCAAGUUGUCUGACAUGAUCCCUGCGGUCUCUUCACCGUCCGCACAGCCCUCUCACUACGCUUGUGGCUGAAUCAUGAGUUCAUCCGGUUUGCCCCCCGCUGCUGGCGGCGCCCCCGGUUCUUCUUCCCCUCCCUCCCAACGGGCAUUUAGAAUAGGGCGGCAUCCGGCUCAGGAAUGGCUUGAGGAGGAUGAAGAAGAGGGCGAGGAUUUGGAUUAUGAGCCCAAUGAUACUGACGAAAGAGACGACGACGAUUCCGAUAUCGAACUGUAUGAGGAGGAUCACGACCAUCUAGAUAACAUUGAUGUCGAUGAUCCUAUCUUUAAUCCUGAAUUGCACCUCGGGAAUAUUCAAAUCGAGUUUGCAAUGGACGAGGCGGAUCAGAAUGGGAAUGGUGGAGGAAAUCAGGGCGGUAGACAGGGCAGAGUGUCGGCGGCUCGUUUAUUGAACCUUCUGGCGUCCAAUGGCCUACGGCACAUCUUACAUUACAAUGGCCUGCACGAAGCGUCUCCUGGAGACGAAGGGGACGAUGACUACGAGUUCGGCUUCUUUGGAUAUCGUCGACGAGCACGGCGAUCUGGGGAAAGCAAGCUCCCGAAGGUCCCGAGCGAUGAGGGCCAGGCGCUGAUGGCGUCGGGUGACUUCGGACGCAAUCCCCAUUACGGUGAUGUGCUCAAGCGGCGGAACCAGAGCCUUGCUUCCAAGGUCAUGUGGCGGGAAUUGGGAGUCAACAUGACAGGGGUCAACCGGCAGGAUAUUCGAUCGAUGGCUCAGGGUCUCAUCCCUAGCUCAGUGGCGGACAAGGUCAUCCAUUACGAUUCGCGCUGCUACUCGGGCCAGUUUUCGGACGACGGCAACUUCUUCUUUUGUUGUGCUCAGGAUUUCAAAGUCCGCAUGUACGACACUUCGAAUCCCUUUGACUGGAAGUACUACAAGACUGUGUCUUAUCCAUUCGGGCAAUGGACCAUCACCGAUGCCAGCCUGAGUCCGGAUAACAGAUUUUUAGCAUAUACAUCGAUCCGGAAUCUCGUCUGCCUCGCGCCCACUGACCCGGCUGACGAAUCCGAGCCAGCUGUCUUGGAUCUGUCUUCGAUCCCUGGACGACGAAGAAUGCGAUUUACUGGGAAUUCUCACUUUGGUAUAUGGUCGAUCCGCUUCUCGGGCGAUGGACGUGAGAUCGUGGCUGGCACUUCGGAUCAAUCCGUCAUUGUCUAUGACCUCGAGACACGACAGUCGGUUUUACGGUUACAGAAUCAUGAAGAUGACGUGAACGCCGUUUGCUUCGGUGAUCAGUCUUCGCCUCAUAUCAUAUACUCGGGCUCGGACGACACUACUUUGCGGGUCUGGGAUAGACGCUCGAUGGGCGAUGGGCGCGAAGCUGGUGUGUUCAUGGGACAUACCGAAGGAUUGACCUACGUUGACAGCAAGGGCGACGGUCGAUACGUGCUGUCGAAUGGCAAGGACCAGACGAUGAAGCUCUGGGAUCUGAGGAAGAUGAUGACCACGGCGAAGUUUGACUCGAUCGAUGUCAAUACGUUCACCACCGGAUUCGACUACCGAUUCGAAUCCUACCCCGAUGACUACUACGAGCCCCACCCUCACGACUGUUCGGUGGUCACCUAUCGCGGCCAUCGCGUCCUCAAGACUCUAAUCCGAUGUCACUUCUCGCCGCCCAACAGCACCAACUCGCGAUACGUAUAUUCGGGAAGCGAGGACGGCAAAGUGUACGUGUAUAACAUGGAUGCGACGCUAGCGGGCACGAUCGACGUCGGGCAGGCGACUCACAAUUCGCGCCCGCUCGAUCCCGACAUGUCGACCGCUGCAUAUGAGAUACGUAGUAGCCGCAGCGACGUGCUGUGGAAGACGUGCGUUCGGGAUGCGAGUUGGCAUCCGAGCUGCCCAGUCCUGGCGGCGACGUCGUGGAAUGGCUGGGGCCUGUCCACCGGCACCUGUACAUUGCACACCUGGAACGAUGGCGCCACUAGCGACGAGGGCGCUCCUCGCUUGGGAGGGAAUUACGACUGCAAAUUGAAUCCCGUGCGGGAAUUUGAUGAUUUCAAACAGACUAUGGCGGCAAUGUCUCGCAGCCGGCCGGUACAAAGAUCCCCGCUGGAUGACGAAUACGCCUACGAACUAUGGUAGGUUCUCCAGCGGUAUAGUAUACAGAAGUAGGCGAGUCCACUGCGUAUAAUCGGACUGCUCACAAAAGGUGUUGGUUCAUCUUAUCUGGGAGCGUAUGAUUGUUUUGGAAGUUUAGUGUGCUCGACACGUACUCUGCGAAGCAGCGAUAGAAUGUCCCCCAGCUAGUCUAGCUUGCCACAUAUUAUAUAGUAUGAGUAUAUUC
This is a messenger RNA of Aspergillus homomorphus CBS 101889, 2477 nucleotides long. Its product is annotated as WD40 repeat domain-containing protein. The record is from RefSeq and is a predicted model, not a curated record. Gene Ontology annotation, cellular component: Cul4-RING E3 ubiquitin ligase complex. The transcript has 6 exons. Gene Ontology annotation, molecular function: protein binding. NCBI's taxonomy places the organism in Eukaryota, Fungi, Ascomycota, Eurotiomycetes, Eurotiales, Aspergillaceae. The coding region runs from base 209 to 2275 and encodes 688 amino acids. Gene Ontology annotation, biological process: proteasome-mediated ubiquitin-dependent protein catabolic process.